Messenger RNA from Striga hermonthica, 648 nucleotides. The record is from the annotation of a GenBank genome assembly. NCBI's taxonomy places the organism in Eukaryota, Viridiplantae, Streptophyta, Magnoliopsida, Lamiales, Orobanchaceae.
AUGAGUGAAAGGCCGGUGCCAAGAAGGGAGAGCCCCUGGGGAGUGUCUGAGGGCUACCACCCCGAGCCCAAAGCCCACCGAUGCAAUGACCGAGCUGAAGAUGUGAUUUAUAGAGCCAAAAAAUUGGCCGGCACAGUGAACUGGGAUACGGCAACUGUGGUUGGAGUAUUUGCUGGCAUGCUAUAUGGAGGUAGCAAAGAAGCCUCUGCAUCUGUUACCAAGGAUGCAGAGGUAAUGUUGAAGCUUGGAAGCACUCCUGAAAAGUGUGAGCAGUAUCGACUUAUGAGGGAUGCAAUGGAGAAGAGAUUUAUCCGAGUCGCUCGUGGUUCAAUAGUUGGUGGGAUCCGCUUAGGGAUGUUUACUGCUGCAUUUUAUGGUGUGCAAAACUUGCUUGCUGAAGAAAGAGGCGUGCAGGAUGUUUUUAAUGUGGUUGGAGCCGGUUCCACGACAGCUGCUACAUUUGGUUUAAUCAUGCCUGGUUCACUUCGUUGGCGUGCAAGGAAUGCGAUUUUGGGUUCCGUUUUGGGUGCAACGAUCUGCUUCCCUUUUGGUUGGCUUCAUUUGAAGCUUGUAGAGAAAGCAAAUGAAGGGACACCACCUACUGAUACCGAAGGCGGUAAAAAUCUGGAAGCAAAGAGUGGAGUUUAA